Molecule: messenger RNA, 867 nt
Organism: Quercus lobata
Lineage: Eukaryota; Viridiplantae; Streptophyta; Magnoliopsida; Fagales; Fagaceae
Exons: 1
Coding region: 1-867 (288 amino acids)
Source: RefSeq, a predicted model, not a curated record
AUGGAGGACGAAUUGGAGGAACUAUGGAAGAAGCUUUCCUUUACAGAGGAAGAAGAUGAGAGUAUAUCGUUAGGAAGUGGUACUAUGGAAGUAGCAAAGAUGGUUGGAAAGAACUCUCUUCUGAUGAAGGUUCUGUCACAUAAAUACAUGAACGUUGAGGCUCUUAGAAAGAACAUGAGGAUGCUAUGGAAACUGAACAAAGGGGUGCAGAUAAAUGAGAUUGGGGAAGAGUUGUUCCUAGCGAAAUUUGGAGAUGGAAGAGAUGGAAGAGAUAAGAAGAGGAUAAUGGACAUGAGCCUGUGGACUUACGAGAAACAACUAAUUCUUUUAAAGGAAUUUGAGGGUGAACAAGCGCCAAAGGACAUCCAACUGUGGCAGUCACCGUUUUGGGUGCAAAUACACAAUCUACCUCUGUACAGUAGGACUAGAGAGACAGGUUGGGAAAUUGGUUCAAAGUUGGGAGAGGUUGUGGAAGUUGAUGUCGCGGAAUCGGGUGUUCAUUGGGGAAAAUAUCUCAGAGUAAGGGUGCAACUUGAUGUCACGAAGAAGCUAAUAUGGGGGAAAAAGAUUGCCAUUAAGGGUGGGGAACAACGUUGGAUAAUGUUCAAAUAUGAACAUCUUCCAAACUUUUGUUACAGGUGUGAGAUGCUCAGCCACGGGCUACGGGACUGCUCGGAGGGGAAGGAGGAAGUUCUGUCAGAACUACCAACGCUACAGUAUGGGGCGUGGCUGAGGGGUGAGGUGUCAAGGAGAGGUGGUAGAGAUCCAGUAAAGUUUGGAACAGAGGAAGGGUGGUUUGCAAAGGGAGGUCCGAUAAGGGACAUGGUGGGGGGGGGGGGUGGGAAGAAAAGGCCCUACACGCGUUGA